Messenger RNA from Hyaena hyaena (striped hyena), 2863 nucleotides. RefSeq names its product TCDD inducible poly(ADP-ribose) polymerase (gene TIPARP). Gene Ontology annotation, molecular function: metal ion binding; NAD+ poly-ADP-ribosyltransferase activity. The coding region runs from base 265 to 2238 and encodes 657 amino acids. The transcript is spliced from 6 exons. Lineage: Eukaryota; Metazoa; Chordata; Mammalia; Carnivora; Hyaenidae. The record is from RefSeq and is a predicted model, not a curated record.
GCAGAGCUCGGGGUGACAGGCGAGCGAGCAGAAUCGGGAGUGCGGUCGCGGCUUUCUGCACUCCCGGUGUUGGAAUGGCCCGUGCGCUGCUUGUCGCGUCUCCGGCCUGCGACCCUUAGACGCCUAAGCCUUCCCUGCGCGCAGAUCCUCCCGCGCGGACGCUGCCAGAGCCGGCUGAGGCGACUCGGCUCCUGCGGUCCGUUCUCUCAGGCUGCGCGAUCAGGAUUUUUAGACUCUGAGGAGCAAUUGGAGCUAAUCCACACCAUGGAAAUGGAAACCACCGAACCUGAGCCAGACUGUGUAGUGCAGCCUCCCUCUCCUCCUGAUGAUUUUUCAUGCCAAAUGAGACUCUCUGAGAAGAUCACUCCAUUGAAGACUUGUUUUAAGAAAAAGGAACAGAAGAGAUUGGGAACCGGAACCCUGAGGUCUUUGAGGCCAAUUUUAAAUACUUUGCUAGAAUCUGGCUCACUUGAUGGCGUUUUUAGAUCUAGAAACCAGAGUGCAGAUGAGAGCAGCUUACAUGAACCUAUAGUGAAAAAACCCCUGGAAAUCAAUCCGUCAUGUCCACCAGCAGAAAACAGUAUGUCUGUCCUGAUUCCUGAUGGGACAAAUGUUGGGGGCCAAAUACCAGAAGCUCAUCCUUCCACUAAUACUCCCGAACAAGUGGUUCCAAUCCAGGAUCACAGCUUUCCACCGGAAGCUAUCAGUGGGACGGUGGCAGAUUCUACAGCAGGGCACUUCCAGACUGACCUUUUGCACCCCGUUUCAAGUGAUGUUCCUGCUAGUCCUGACUGCGUAGACAAAGUCAUGGAUUACAUUCCAGGGGUUUUCCAAGACAACAGUUUUACAAUCCAGUACAUUUUGGACACCAGUGAUAAAUUGAGUACCGAGCUCUUUCAGGACAAAAGUGAAGAGGCUUCCCUUGACCUUGUGUUUGAGCUGGUGAACCAGCUACAGUACCACACUCACCAAGAGAAUGGAAUUGAAAUUUGCAUGGACUUUUUGCAAGGCACUUGUAUUUAUGGCAGGGAUUGUUUGAAGCACCACACGGUCUUGCCAUAUCAUUGGCAGAUCAAGAGGACAACUACUCAAAAGUGGCAGAGUGUAUCCACUGAUUCCCAGGAGCACUUGGAAAGAUUUUACUGUAACCCAGAGAAUGAUAGAAUGAGAAUGAAGUAUGGAGGACAAGAAUUUUGGGCAGAUUUGAAUGCCAUGAAUGUGUAUGAAACAACUGAAUUUGACCAACUACGAAGGCUGUCCACACCACCCUCUAGCAAUGUAAAUUCUAUUUAUCACACGGUCUGGAAGUUCUUCUGUAGGGACCACUUUGGAUGGAGAGAGUAUCCUGAGUCUGUUAUUCGGUUGAUUGAAGAAGCCAACUCUAGGGGCCUAAAAGAAGUCCGAUUUAUGAUGUGGAACAACCACUACAUCCUCCAUAACUCAUUCUUCAGGAGAGAAAUAAAAAGGAGACCUCUCUUCCGCUCCUGUUUUAUACUGCUGCCAUAUUUACAGACACUUGGUGGUGUUCCCACACAGGCUCCUCCGCCUCUUGAAGCAACCUCAUCAUCACAAAUUAUCUGCCCAGAUGGGGUCACCUCAGCAAACUUUUACCCUGAAACUUGGGUUUAUAUGCAUCCAUCUCAGGACUUCAUCCAAGUGCCUGUUUCUGUAGAGGACAAAAGUUAUCGAAUCAUUUAUAAUCUUUUUCAUAAGACUGUGCCUGAGUUUAAAUAUAGAAUUUUACAAAUAUUGAGAGUCCAAAACCAGUUUCUUUGGGAGAAAUAUAAAAGGAAAAAGGAAUAUAUGAACAGGAAAAUGUUUGGCCGUGACAGAAUAAUAAAUAAGAGACAUUUAUUUCAUGGAACAUCCCAGGAUGUGGUAGAUGGAAUUUGCAAGCACAACUUUGACCCUCGAGUCUGUGGAAAGCAUGCUACAAUGUUUGGACAAGGCAGUUACUUUGCAAAGAAGGCAAGCUACUCUCAUAACUUUUCUAAGAAGUCCUCCAAAGGAGUCCAUUUCAUGUUUCUGGCCAAAGUGCUAACUGGCAGAUACACGAUGGGCAGUCAUGGCAUGAGACGGCCCCCUCCUGUCAAUCCUGGCAGUGUCACCAGCGACCUGUAUGACUCUUGUGUGGAUAAUUUCUUUGAGCCUCAGAUUUUUGUCAUUUUUAAUGAUGACCAGAGUUACCCUUAUUUUGUUAUCCAGUAUGAAGAAGUCAGUAACACUGUUUCCAUUUGAAAAAUCUUGGUACCGCUAAGUUAUUUGAUAUGAACUCAAUCCAGCAUUUGUAGCAGGUUUUAGAUGGGUGGGACAGAGUGGGAACAGUGUUGGACAUUAAUAGGGCACUUUUAAAACCCCUUUUUUUUAAGUGCUAGAAAGUGAAAUUUUUUCUUAAAAACACAAGUUUUAAAAUGACCACUUAUUCUUUAAUUAUUUACUAAUUGUUGUUAGUGUACUCAGUGUGGAAAAGACUAUAGAUUGCAUACUCUUUUUAUUCACACUUGUACAUACAGGCAGCAAUGGUAUUAGAAGCAUUUUUUCAAAAAAGAAACUGAACAGCCUAACGAAUUAAAUGUGACUUAAGCCUGGUAGAAGUUUGGCCAAAUGAAAUGGAGGCUGUGAGCAAAGUGAAGAUUCUGUUUAUUUAUAAUGAUAAAACUGACUGGAGCUGGUACUACCAUACUUACUCCCUGUCCAAAGCAUCACUUGUGGUAUAGGAUAAAUUCACAAAAUUCUGGUGGGUGGAAAGAAAUUUUUAUUUUCUAUCAGCAAAACUGAAAUGUAUCACCCAACCAGAGAGUGAUGACUUUAACUGUUCUCCAGAGUUUGCCUGGGAAUUCAGAGGAAGUAAAAAAAAAAAAAA